AUGUUGGCCCAACCGGACAACCACCAGGAGAAAAAGGGCCCUGACCCCCUCAGCCCCCAUGAUACCGACCCCAUCACGUAUGCUGAAGGUCUCACAGAGAUAAGCACUCUCCAGCGAACCGAGACGAAGCGAAACAUCAAAUCUCGCCAUGCACAAAUGAUUGCUAUUGGCGGUACCAUCGGUACCGGCUUGUUCGUUGGCAUCGGCCAAGCCCUCGCAACCUCCGGGCCUGUCAGUGUUCUCCUAGCCUACUCCCUCAUAUGCGUCGUCGUGUACGGCAUGAUUACCGCAACAACUGAAGUCAGCGCCUACUUGCCAGUAGGUGGAUCGUCAAUGGCCUACUACGGCUCUCGCUUCGUCUCCAGGAGCCUUGGCUUUGCUAUGGGAUGUCUUUACUUUUACUCCUUUGGCAUUCUUGUUGCCUAUGAGAUCACUGCCGCUGCCUUGGUCAUUGAGUACUGGCCAAACGCGGUACCUAUUGCCGCGUGGAUCACCAUUAUGCUUGUUGUCAUUGUUGCGCUCAACCUAUCGCCAGUGGGAGUCUACGCCGAGACAGAAUUCUAG
This is a messenger RNA of Fusarium odoratissimum NRRL 54006, 564 nucleotides long. Its product is annotated as AAT family amino acid transporter. NCBI's taxonomy places the organism in Eukaryota, Fungi, Ascomycota, Sordariomycetes, Hypocreales, Nectriaceae. Gene Ontology annotation, cellular component: membrane. Gene Ontology annotation, biological process: amino acid transmembrane transport. The coding region runs from base 1 to 564 and encodes 187 amino acids. Gene Ontology annotation, molecular function: amino acid transmembrane transporter activity. The record is from RefSeq and is a predicted model, not a curated record. The transcript has a single exon.